UUCGCAGCCCCGCCAGCGGCGAUCGGGAGCCCUCCGCGCCACCGCACGCCCACCGCCGGGAGGAUGGGCUGCGGGCGGCGGCACGGCAGCCCCCCAGCUCCCUGAAGCCGCGGAGACAAAGGGAGCGCAGCGGCGGCGGCGGCAGCAGCAGCCGGGCCGGGGUGGAUGCAAGCAACCAUGAAAGGCUGGGUCUCCGCCUCCUCCUCCGCUGCUGCCAGAGAGCUGCCGGCUGCCGCUGCCGCUCGGAGGACUACACUGUGAAGGGGGGCGGAGGAGAGGCUGGCCGGGUUUGCCGUGCGAAGGUAGCAAGGUGUAAGGGAGCGGCGGCAAGAAAAUGUCUUCUUCGGUGGGGCCCCGCGGCCCUCGCCCGCCCACGGUGCCCCCCCCGAUGCAGGAGCUGCCCGACCUGAGCCACCUGACAGAGGAGGAGAGGAACAUUAUCAUGGCAGUGAUGGACCGGCAGAAAGAAGAGGAAGAGAAAGAAGAGGCCAUGCUCAAGAGGUUGCAUCAACAAUUUGAAAGCUAUAAAGAGCAAGUAAGAAAGAUAGGGGAAGAAGCCCGCCGUUACCAGGGAGAGCACAAGGAUGAUGCUCCAACAUGUGGAAUCUGUCAUAAAACAAAGUUUGCAGAUGGUUGUGGCCAUUUAUGCUCUUAUUGCCGGACCAAGUUUUGUGCUCGAUGUGGAGGUCGUGUCUCUCUGCGAUCAAACAAUGAGGACAAAGUGUACAGGAAUACUGUUCCUACUCAUUGUGGAUCACAUUCAACAGUACCUGUAAGAGUUAUGUGGGUAUGCAAUUUAUGUCGAAAGCAACAAGAAAUCCUAACGAAAUCCGGAGCGUGGUUUUUUGGAAGUGGACCACAGCCCUCACCCAGCCAGGACGGAACGCUGAGUGAUACGGCGACUGGUGGAAGCUCGGAUGCACCGAGAGAAAAGAAAGCAAGACUUCAAGAGAGAUCAAGGUCACAGACUCCCUUAAGUACAGCAACUGCCUCAUCACAGGAAAUCUCUUCUUCCAGUGUGCAGUCUGACCGUAGGAAAGGAGCAGAAGUAUCGCAACCGGCUAUGGGCCCAGACCAAAAGCAAGUUUCAUCAAGGUCUAGAAGUGAACCUCCAAGAGAGAGGAAGAAGACAAUAUUGGUUUCAGAUCAGAAUGGCAAAGGUUUAAAGAGCGAGCGUAAACGUGUGCCAAAAUCCUCACUUCAAAAAGAAGGACCAGCAGAUGACAGGGAGCGUAAAGAGCGGCACGAAGGUAGAAGGCUGGAGAAAGGCAAGUCACAGGACUACCCAGACUUGCCAGAGAAACUUGAGGAAGGCAAAGUGCCUGAUGAUGAAAAACAAAGGAAGGAAGAUGAAUAUCAUACCCGUUACAGGAGUGACCCCAAUCUGGCAAGAUAUCCUGUAAAACCACAUCCCGAGGAACAGCAGAUGCGCAUGCAUGCAAAAGUUUCUAAAGCACGGCAUGAGAGAAGGCACAGUGAUGUAGCUUUGCCACAUACAGAAAUGGAGGAAGCGGAGGUACCUGAGAAUAAAUUAGGAAAACGCUCACAAUUGCAGGGAACUCAGGACAGAAAAUCUCUUGUGGAAACUCAGAGGUCGUACUCUAUAGACAGAACAGGUGAUGUAAGAAUUUCUGUUUCUAAACAAUUAACUAAUCAUAGCCCACCAACUCCCAGGCAUAGUCCAGUUCCUAUAGAACACGUAGAAUACAAGAACCACGAUUCCUUUAAAAAACAGAGCCGCCUUGAUCCUAGCUCUGCUAUUCUCAUGCGAAAAGCAAAGCGGGAGAAAAUGGAGACCAUGCUAAGGAAUGAUUCCCUUAGCUCUGACCAGUCGGAAUCAGUGCGGCCAUCCCCUCCAAAGCCUCAUAGAGCAAAAAGAGGCGGAAAGAAAAGGCAGAUGUCAGUUAGUAGCUCAGAGGAAGAAGGGGCAUCAACACCAGAAUAUACUAGCUGUGAAGAUGUGGAGAUAGAAAGUGAAAGUGUCAGUGAAAAAGGUGACUUGGAUUAUUACUGGCUGGAUCCUGCCACGUGGCACAGCAGGGAGACAUCCCCUAUUAGUUCGCACCCAGUAACGUGGCAGCCUUCUAAAGAGGGAGAUCGCUUAAUUGGGCGUGUUAUUCUUAACAAGAGAACAACCAUGCCAAAAGAAUCAGGUGCAUUAUUGGGGCUAAAAGUUGUUGGAGGAAAAAUGACAGAAUUAGGACGACUCGGUGCCUUCAUUACCAAAGUGAAGAAAGGUAGCUUGGCUGAUGUGGUGGGGCAUCUCAGAGCAGGGGAUGAAGUUCUAGAAUGGAAUGGUAAACCCUUGCCUGGAGCUACAAAUGAAGAAGUUUACAACAUUAUUUUAGAAUCAAAAUCAGAACCUCAAGUUGAAAUUAUUGUUUCAAGGCCUAUUGGUGAUAUUCCACGGAUUCCCGAGACUUCUCACCCCCCGUUAGAGUCUAGUUCAAGUUCUUUUGAAUCUCAGAAGAUGGAAAGGCCUUCUAUUUCUGUUAUAUCUCCGACCAGCCCUGGAGCCCUACGGGAUGCACCACAAGUCCUACCAGGGCAGCUUUCUGUUAAACUGUGGUACGACAAAGUGGGACAUCAGUUAAUAGUAAAUGUUCUGCAAGCAACAGAUUUGCCACCAAGAGUAGAUGGACGCCCCAGGAAUCCCUAUGUAAAAAUGUAUUUUCUUCCAGACAGAAGUGAUAAGAGUAAAAGGAGGACCAAAACAGUAAAGAAAAGUCUAGAGCCAAAAUGGAACCAAACUUUUCUCUACUCACAUGUACAUCGUAGAGAUUUUAGAGAACGAAUGCUUGAAAUAACCGUAUGGGAUCAGCCAAGAGUACAAGAAGAAGAGAGUGAAUUUCUUGGAGAGAUUCUUAUAGAGCUGGAGACAGCACUUUUAGAUGAUGAACCACAUUGGUAUAAGUUACAGACACAUGAUGAAUCUUCACUACCUCUGCCUCAGCCAUCACCUUUCAUGCCAAGAAGACAUGUUCAUGGUGGAGAAAGCACUAGCAAAAAAUUACAAAGAUCUCGGCCAAUCAGUGAUAGUGACAUCUCAGAUUAUGAUGUUGAUGAUGGUAUUGGAGUUGUUCCUCCAGUAGGUUAUAGAUCUAGUACUAGAGAAAGUAAAUCUACAACGCUAACUGUGCCAGAACAGCAAAGAACAACACAUCAUCGUUCACGAUCAGUAUCUCCUCACCGUGGCGACGAUCAGGGCAGGACCCGUUCACGUUUACCAAAUGUGCCAUUACAGAGGAGUUUAGAUGAAAUUCAUCAAAUGAGAAGAUCACGUUCUCCAACUAGACACCAUGAUGCCUCCAGAACGCCGGUUGAUUACAGAUCCAGAGACAUGGAUAGUCAGUAUUUGUCUGAUCAAGAAAGUGAGCUUCUUAUGCUGCCCAGAGCAAAACGAGGAAGAAGUGCAGAGUGCCUACAUACCAUCAGAAGUUCUGUUAGGCACUAUAAAACAUUACCACCCAAGAUGCCUUUACUAGAAAAUGGUAUUCAUUGGAACCUAUACAGCUCAACUCUUCCUGCAUGUGCUAAGACCAAAUCCGUGAUUAGACAGGAUAUUUCACUCCUUCGUGAUAGCCUUAAUUCACGAAUACCGAAAUUUGGAGAUGAUCUACUGGUUAGUGAACUACAGCCCUCCCUUGACAGGGCUAGGAGUGCUAGUACCAACUGCUUGAGACCAGAUACUAGUUUGCAUUCACCAGAACGAGAAAGGGGUAGAUGGUCCCCCUCCCUAGAGAGGAGACGACCUACUAGUCCCAGGAUUCAUAUCCAGCAUGCAUCUCCGGAGGAUGACAGGCAGUCCAGAAAAGUGGAAAGAUAUAGCAGCCAAAAACAAACUAGGAAAGGCUCCGCCACUGAAACGGAAAGGGGUCUGCUACCAUGUCUUUCUAGAAGGGGACUUCCAACCCCACGAACGACUGAACAGCCAGUCAUUAGGGGAAAACAUCACGCUCGCUCAAGGUCGAGUGAGCACUCUAGUGUCAGACCCUUAUGCUCUGUACAUCACCUAGCGCCCGGAGGGUCGGCGCCACCUUCUCCACUUCUGACAAGAAUACAUCAACAAGGAAGUCCCACACAGUCUCCUCCUGCAGACACAUCCUUCAGCAGUCGCAGGGGAAGACAGCUACCGCAAGUUCCAGUAAGAAGUGGCAGUAUAGAGCAAGAGCAAGAGACUUUUAACUCUUCCACAAAAGCAAGCUUAGUAGUGGAGGAGCGAACGAGACAGAUGAAAAUGAAAGUGCACCGUUAUAAUCAGACAUCAGGGUCUGGUUCUAGCCAAGAACAUGAGCGUGAGCAAUAUACCAAGUAUAACAUACAAACAGAUCAGUACAGAAGUUGUGAUAACGUCUCUGCCAAAUCAUCAGAUAGUGAUGUCAGUGAUGUGUCAGCCAUUUCCCGAACCAGCAGUGCCUCACGCCUCAGCAGCACAAGUUUUAUGUCAGAGCAAUCUGAACGCCCUCGGGGCAGAAUCAGUACAUUUACUCCUAAAAUGCAAGGCAGACGGAUGGGGACUUCAGGGAGAAUCACUAAGAGCACAAGUGUGAGCGGAGAGAUGUAUAAGCUGGAGCACAAUGACGGGAGUCAGUCGGACACGGCUGUCGGCAUGGUUGGAACAGGUGGGAAGAAAAGGCGUUCCAGCCUUAGUGCCAAAGUGGUUGCCAUAGUGUCUCGCAGGAGCAGAAGCACAUCUCAACUUAGCCAAACAGAGGCUGGCAACAAGAAGCUAAAGAGCACGAUACAGAGAAGCACAGAGACAGGGAUGGCAGCAGAGAUGAGAAGUCGUAUGGUUCGACAGCCAAGUCGUGAAUCCACUGAUGGCAGCAUAAAUAGUUAUAGCUCCGAGGGCAACUUAAUAUUUCCUGGAGUACGGCUGGGCGCUGACAGUCAAUUUAGUGAUUUCCUCGAUGGACUUGGACCCGCACAGUUAGUAGGCCGACAAACGCUAGCAACGCCUGCCAUGGGUGACAUCCAGAUUGGAAUGGUGGAUAAAAAGGGCCAGUUAGAAGUAGAAGUCAUUAGAGCCCGGGGCCUCACACAAAAACCUGGCUCCAAAUCUACCCCAGCUCCGUAUGUCAAAGUGUAUUUGUUGGAAAAUGGAGCCUGUAUAGCGAAGAAGAAGACAAGAAUUGCAAGGAAGACCCUUGAUCCUUUGUACCAACAGACACUGGUUUUUGAUGAAAGUCCACAGGGUAAAGUCCUUCAGGUAAUAGUUUGGGGAGACUACGGCCGAAUGGACCACAAAUGCUUCAUGGGAGUUGCCCAGAUCCUUCUGGAGGAACUGGAUCUAUCCAGUGUGGUAAUAGGCUGGUAUAAAUUAUUUCCACCUUCAUCACUAGUGGAUCCAACCUUGACUCCCCUGACACGCAGGGCUUCCCAGUCAUCUCUGGAAAGUUCAACUGGGCCUCCCUGCAUUAGAUCAUAGUAGCAGGUGCUGUCUAAUAAAAACGUCACCCAGGAUAACAAUUGGAACCAGAUAUUCACAUGAUCAAAAAACACUGUUGGAGAGAGACAAUCACUUCUGUUUUCGCUUGUAGUAGUUAUCCAAAAAUAUGUCUGAGUUGUUUGGCGAGAGAUGGCUUAAAUUGACAGAACAAAGGUAUAUCACAUAACGGCCAAUCUAUUAGCGGCUAUCACCGAUGCUUAUAAUGAUUAAAAAAUUUAAAAAAAAAAAAAAGAGAGAGAGGGACCUUUAGAUUCGACCUAAGUCAAAGAUGAGCCAAACUGGAAGCUCUCACUCUGUUAACAAUGUUGUAUUUUUCACAUUUUGACAGAGCCCUCAAGCAGUGUUACCUUCCUGGUGUUUCAGCAGUUUUUCUGUACUUGUCACUUCCACUAGUUUUUUGCCAUGUGAUUCUGCUAGUUUUGUAGAAGUCCUCACAACGCUAACAGAGACCCUUCCUUUCUUUUUCUAAACCAAACAAAAAAGGGCUGAAGCAUAUCUCUGUGAGCAUCGUUAAAGCGUUCAACAGCCACAGUUACGAUUCCAGCGAGUUCAAAUCCUUUCUCAGUUCUGGUACUUCCACGUCUCUCACGUGGGAUCCCAGAACAAAUGACCAGUCUAAGUUAUAUUCUUAAAAAGAAAUAAUCAUCACAGUGCCACUUUUUCUUUGUAAAAAGCAGAUAUGUUUGCAUUAUAUAUAAUAACUUUUAUGUUUAUGAUGUUCUUGCAUGGAAGAUUUUUGAAGAAUUCUGCAACUACUGCUGGGGACUGGUGUAAAGCAACUUUAGUCUUAAUUUUUGACAUUGAAUAUGUUACUGGUAAUGCAGUUUUCCUCCUAGAAAUGGAGAGGAGAUAUUUACGUUUCUGUGUAUAAAUGUAUAUUUGACUUCCCGAAAUGUUGACCAGGAAUGGAUUGAGCAUAUGACACUUUCAGCUGUACCCAGGCUUCUCUGACGUGUGUCACUUCAGACGCACCCGUCUGCCCUGGAUAGAGCACGGUAUGAGUUGUUCAGUGUUUCACUGGAAAUUCCAGUCGAAAUAUUCUGCACUUACUAACGUUUUUAUCAAAUUUUAGUUUACAUUUCUUUGAGAUUGAUGCAAGCACAAGGCUUGAUUUUUUAACGCAAGAUAUCUUACUUUUUGGAGAAAAAAAAAAAAAAGGUCAAAUUUCAAUUUGCUUUUUAUUCAUUUGAGUUCUUCUUGGCCUUGAAAUCCCUCGUGAUAUUCUGUAAAUGUGCGAACAACUGCAGAUUCCUGCGGGUGCAUCGAUAUGUUUCCCCUCCUUUUACGGGCCAUUCAAUUUUGUGAUCACACAAAUAGAGCAGCAUGACUUGGAACUGUUCAAAGCUGCAUGCACGUUUUGUAAAAAGAGAUGAAAAAGGUUAUUUAAUAAUGUAUGUUAGUUCCACAUAGGCCAGCUUGUAUGUUGCAUGUACUUGUACAGUUUGCUCGUAAUUACUAUACUGAAGUAACCAAGAAAUCUAAGCCAUCCAUUUUUCUUAUAGACAUUUUGCAGGUUUUAGCCAGGCUAGGUCUGUGAGUCUGGUGCUAAAUGUCUAUAGAUGGACUUUAUUUUUUACCCUAUGGAAAACGUGAUGUAGUACGGACCAAAUUCCUUCUAAUAACUAUUUUGGUGUAGAUUCCUACUGUGGGGCUGUAACACAUGUAGAAACUGUGCACACACUAGGUUUUAAUUCAUAGACAUACUGCCUGCACCAAGUGAACUAUUUAUUAUUAACUCAACACGUGGGAAUUAUUCUGCCCGUCUUUCCAUGGGGCGCAGAUUGGUUACUGCUCGACCUGCUGAGCAGGAAGAACUCAAGCAUUGGUGCACUACUACUAGGUCCUGUUCUGUCUUAGUGGCCAAAAACCAACUAGUCCUAAUUCGAUAGUAUCUUUCUAUUUUGACCACUUGUCUUAACACUCCCCUGUGCUUUUAAAUGAACUUCCAACUCAUGUUAUGUAAACAUGUUUAAUAAAAUUUCCUUUUCAUGUCCAG
Molecule: messenger RNA, 7445 nt
Organism: Chroicocephalus ridibundus (black-headed gull)
Lineage: Eukaryota; Metazoa; Chordata; Aves; Charadriiformes; Laridae
Gene: RIMS1
Product: regulating synaptic membrane exocytosis 1
Exons: 35
Coding region: 335-5428 (1697 amino acids)
Biological process (GO): regulation of membrane potential; regulation of synaptic plasticity; positive regulation of synaptic transmission
Cellular component (GO): cytoskeleton of presynaptic active zone; presynaptic membrane
Molecular function (GO): small GTPase binding; transmembrane transporter binding
Source: RefSeq, a predicted model, not a curated record